UGGCUGCCUGUUUCCUGUCCAUGCUGCACCUCGGAAGGAGAAGACAUGCUGUAAAAGAGUAAACCUUACUUUUUAGGUAUCUGCUCCUGAUCUGUUCCGGCGCUUGUUUCAUGAGGGUGUAUUGCAUUGCUCCAUGGUAGUCAGGCACCCGUACAGCUCCUGGUAUGGCUGGCAAUAUCUAAGACUCUUGCAGUCCUCCAAUGUGUGCUGCUGUAAAGCUGAAAAGUGACUUACUCCAGUUGUACAAAGAAAGCAGAAAUGCAUCAAAGGAUGGAGGACGAGGCAGUACUGGAUAGAGGGGCUUCCUUCCUUAAACAUGUAUGUGAUGAAGAAGAAGUGGAAGGUCAUCACACUGUUUACAUUGGGGUCCAUGUGCCGAAGAGCUACAGAAGAAGGCGGCGUCAUAGGAGAAGACCUGGGCACAAAGAAAAGAAAGAAAAGGAGAAAAUUUCUGAGAAUUACUCUGACAAAUCAGACGUAGAAAAUGCUGAUGAGACAAGCAGCAGCAUCCUCAAACCGCUCAUCUCCCCUGCUGCUGAACGUGUCCGCUUCAUUCUGGGAGAGGAAGAUGACAGCCCAGCACCCCCGCAGCUUUUCACGGAGCUGGAUGAGCUUCUGGCUGUUGAUGGACAAGAAAUGGAAUGGAAGGAGACUGCAAGGUGGAUAAAGUUCGAGGAGAAGGUAGAACAAGGUGGGGAACGAUGGAGUAAACCUCAUGUGGCCACAUUAUCCCUGCACAGCUUGUUUGAGUUAAGGACAUGCAUAGAGAAAGGCUCAAUAAUGCUGGAUAUGGAGGCCUCUUCUCUUCCUCAGGUAGUGGAAAUGAUUGUCGACAAUCAGAUUGAGACAGGGCUCUUGAAGGCAGACAUGAAGGACAAAGUCACCUACACGCUGCUCAGGAAGCACCGGCACCAGACCAAGAAGUCCAACCUGCGUUCUCUGGCAGACAUUGGAAAGACCGUCUCCAGUGCAAGUAGGAUGUUUACCAACCCCGAUAAUGGCAGUCCAGCCAUGACUCACAGAAAUCUGACUUCCACCAGUCUGAAUGACAUCUCUGACAAGCCUGAGAAAGAUCAGUUGAAGAAUAAAUUCAUGAAGAAAUUACCCCGCGAUGCUGAGGCCUCCAACGUGCUGGUUGGGGAGGUAGACUUCCUGGACAGUCCUUUCAUUGCCUUCGUCCGGCUGCAGCAGGCAGUUAUGUUGGGUGCUCUGACAGAAGUCCCCGUCCCUACCCGAUUUCUCUUCAUUCUACUGGGACCUAAGGGCAAAGCAAAGUCAUAUCAUGAGAUUGGCCGAGCCAUUGCUACCCUCAUGUCUGAUGAGGUGUUCCACGACAUUGCCUAUAAAGCCAAGGACAGGCAGGACCUGAUCGCUGGCAUUGAUGAGUUUCUGGAUGAAGUCAUUGUGCUCCCCCCUGGGGAAUGGGAUCCAGCUAUUAGGAUAGAGCCCCCCAAGUCUCUUCCAUCUUCAGAUAAAAGGAAAAACAUGUACUCUGGUGGAGAAAAUCUGCAGAUGAAUGGAGACACGCCUCAUGAUGGAGGACAUGGAGGCGGGGGACACGGGGACUGUGAAGAGCUGCAGCGAACUGGCAGAUUCUGUGGUGGCUUAAUCAAAGACAUAAAGAGGAAAGCACCGUUCUUCGCCAGUGACUUCUAUGAUGCUUUAAAUAUUCAAGCCCUUUCAGCCAUUCUUUUCAUCUACCUGGCCACAGUGACCAAUGCUAUCACUUUUGGAGGACUGCUUGGUGAUGCUACAGAAAACAUGCAGGGGGUGUUGGAGAGUUUUCUGGGCACAGCAGUCACCGGAGCGAUAUUUUGCCUUUUUGCUGGCCAGCCACUCACUAUUUUAAGCAGCACGGGACCUGUCCUUGUCUUUGAACGACUUCUCUUUAAUUUCAGCAAAGACAAUGAUUUUGACUACCUGGAGUUUCGUCUCUGGAUCGGCCUCUGGUCAGCCUUCCAGUGUCUCAUUCUUGUUGCUACUGAUGCCAGCUUCCUGGUCAAGUACUUCACACGCUUCACCGAAGAAGGUUUCUCCUCACUUAUUAGCUUCAUCUUCAUUUACGAUGCUUUCAAGAAGAUGAUCAAGCUGGCAGAUUAUUACCCUAUCAACUCCGAGUUCAAGGUGGACUAUAUCACACAUUAUUCUUGUGCCUGUGAACCACUGGGUCCAGAUAAUAGCUCAUUUUUUAACAGAACAACUGUGUCGUCAGCUGAGGGGCCAUUCUAUUCCUCUGCUGAGAUGUACAACACCACCAUCGACUGGUCGUCUCUGACAAAGAAGGAGUGCUUGAAAUACGGAGGACACCUUGUGGGCAACAACUGUGGAUAUGUCCCUGACAUCACCCUCAUGUCUUUCAUCCUCUUUUUUGGCACCUAUACCUGCUCGAUGGCCCUGAAGAAAUUCAAGACUAGUCGCUAUUUUCCAACCACUGCCAGGAAGCUUAUCAGUGACUUUGCCAUUAUCUUAUCCAUUUUGAUUUUCUGUGGAAUAGAUGCCCUGGUAGGUGUGGACACACCAAAACUAAUUGUGCCAAGUGAAUUCAAGCCAACCAGUCCUGAGAGGGGCUGGUUUAUCCCACCUUUUGGAGGGAACCCAUGGUGGGUGUACCUGGCAGCAGCCAUCCCUGCACUGCUGGUGACUAUCCUCAUCUUCAUGGAUCAGCAAAUCACAGCUGUCAUUGUCAACAGGAAGGAACACAAGCUCAAGAAAGGUGCUGGAUAUCAUUUGGAUUUGUUCUGGGUGGCCAUUCUGAUGAUUAUCUGCUCCUUUAUGGGUCUGCCCUGGUACGUUGCUGCGACUGUGAUCUCCAUUGCUCAUAUUGACAGCUUGAAGAUGGAGACUGAAACUUCAGCCCCUGGAGAACAGCCCAAGUUUUUGGGAGUGAGGGAGCAGAGAGUCACUGGAGUCAUUGUUUUCAUUCUGACUGGUGUGUCUGUCUUUAUGGCUCCUAUCUUGAAGUUCAUUCCUAUGCCUGUGCUCUAUGGUGUCUUCCUGUACAUGGGUGUUGCGUCCCUCAAUGGCGUGCAGUUCAUGGAUCGUCUGAAGCUGCUCUUGAUGCCUCUAAAGCACCAGCCUGAUUUUAUCUAUCUGCGUCACGUGCCGCUGCGCAGAGUCCAUCUGUUCACAUUUCUGCAGGUGGUUUGCUUAGCCCUACUCUGGAUUCUCAAGUCAACUGUGGCUGCUAUCAUAUUCCCUGUCAUGAUCUUGGCACUUGUAGCAGUCAGAAAAGCCAUGGACUACCUCUUCUCCCAGCAUGACUUAAGUUUUCUUGAUGACGUCAUUCCAGAAAAGGAUAAGAAAAAGAAAGAGGAUGAGAAGAAGAAGAAAAAGAAGAAGGGCAGUCUGGACAGUGACAAUGAGGAUUCUGACUGCCCCUACUCAGAAAAAGUCCCAAGUAUUAAAAUACCAAUGGACAUCAUGGAGCAGGAACCUUUCCUAAGUGAUAGCAAACCUGCCGACAAAGAAAAAUCACCAACAUUCCUUGAACGCCAUACGUCGUGCUGAUAAAAUUCCUUUUCUUCAGUCACACACUAUGCCAAGCCCUCCACGAACUCCAGUAAAAGUUGUGCCUCAAAUUAGAAUAGAACUUGAGCCUGAAGACAAUGGUUAUUUCUGGAGGAGCAAGGG
This is a messenger RNA of Centrocercus urophasianus (Greater sage-grouse), 3630 nucleotides long. It is a transcript of the gene SLC4A4, whose product is annotated as solute carrier family 4 member 4. The record is from RefSeq and is a predicted model, not a curated record. Gene Ontology annotation, cellular component: basolateral plasma membrane; plasma membrane. Gene Ontology annotation, molecular function: monoatomic anion transmembrane transporter activity; sodium:bicarbonate symporter activity; solute:inorganic anion antiporter activity. The transcript is spliced from 27 exons. Lineage: Eukaryota; Metazoa; Chordata; Aves; Galliformes; Phasianidae. Bases 259 to 3507 code for a protein of 1082 amino acids. Gene Ontology annotation, biological process: monoatomic anion transport; regulation of intracellular pH; transmembrane transport.